Messenger RNA from Pteronotus mesoamericanus, 1866 nucleotides. RefSeq names its product solute carrier family 35 member A1 (gene SLC35A1). Bases 63 to 1076 code for a protein of 337 amino acids. The record is from RefSeq and is a predicted model, not a curated record. The transcript has 8 exons. Gene Ontology annotation, molecular function: pyrimidine nucleotide-sugar transmembrane transporter activity. NCBI's taxonomy places the organism in Eukaryota, Metazoa, Chordata, Mammalia, Chiroptera, Mormoopidae. Gene Ontology annotation, biological process: pyrimidine nucleotide-sugar transmembrane transport. Gene Ontology annotation, cellular component: Golgi membrane.
UGUUCUAAACAGCGGACGCCGAGGGGGUGAGAGUCAGUUCCGCGAGGGACUGUCAGGGAAACAUGGCAGCCGUACGAGAAAAUGUCAGUUUAUUAUUCAAGUUAUACUGCUUGACAGUGAUGACCCUGGUGGCUGCAACUUACACCAUAGCUUUAAGAUACACAAGGACAUCAGACAAAGAACUCUACUUUUCAACCACAGCCGUGUGUCUCACAGAAGUUAUAAAGUUAUUGCUAAGUGUGGGAAUUUUAGCUAAAGAAACUGGUAGUCUGGGUAGAUUGAAGACAUCUUUAAGAGAAAAUGUCUUGGGGAGCCCCAAAGAACUUAUGAAGUUAAGUGUGCCCUCAUUAGUGUAUGCUAUUCAGAACAACAUGGCUUUCCUCGCUCUUAGCAAUCUGGAUGCAGCAGUGUACCAGGUGACGUACCAGCUGAAGAUUCCCUGUACUGCUUUAUGUACUGUUUUAAUGUUAAACCGGACACUCAGUAAAUUACAGUGGAUUUCAGUUUUUAUGCUGUGUGGUGGAGUUACACUUGUACAGUGGAAACCAGCCCAAGCUACGAAAGUCAUGGUGGAACAGAAUCCAUUGUUAGGGUUUGGCGCUAUCGCUAUUGCUGUAUUGUGCUCAGGAUUUGCAGGAGUGUACUUUGAAAAAGUUGUAAAGAGUUCAGACAUUUCCCUUUGGGUGAGAAACAUUCAAAUGUAUCUAUCAGGGAUUGUUGUGACAUUAGUUGGCGUCUACUUGUCAGAUGGAGCUGAAAUUAAAGAAAAAGGAUUUUUCUAUGGUUACACAAGUUAUGUCUGGUUUGUCAUCUUUCUUGCAAGUGUUGGAGGCCUCUAUACUUCUGUUGUGGUCAAGUAUACGGACAACAUCAUGAAAGGCUUUUCUGCAGCAGCAGCCAUUAUCCUUUCUACCAUUGCUUCUGUGAUGCUUUUUGGAUUACAGAUAACUCUUACCUUUGCACUGGGUACUCUUCUCGUUUGUGUUUCUAUAUAUUUCUAUGGAUUACCCAGGCAAGACACCACAUCCAUCCAACAAGGAGAAACAGCUUCAAAAGAGAGAAUCAGUGGUGUGUGAUCUCAGCCGCAAAAGAGAUUCCUACUAAGAUUAAACCAUUUGCAUUAAACUAGAGCCUUAAAUAAAUCCCAAAAGGUAGCUUAAACAAAACAAGUAUAACAAAUUAACUGUGUGUCGGGUAAGAAUUAAGAAGAAAGCUAUCUGAGUGAAUUGCUACAAAAGAGUAAAUGUGACCUGACUGGGGUCAACCCAUUUUGUUUUAGAAUGAAGGAAUUUUUAAAUUAUAUAUAUAAUGUAUAUAAAAAGUAUGGCGAUGAUACGGUGUUAAAAAAUCAUGUGAGGCUAUAAUAUUCAAAUAACAAGGUUUGGGACAAUGUUAAAGUUUAAAGUGCCAAAGCCAUUUCUGUACUAACUGUUCUCUUGUUCAGGUACCAGAGAAGAAGGACAGCCCCUCCUUGUUCUCCAAUUUAUGUACAGUAUUUUGUCCUAACAGAAGUAAAGACCUAGUUCUUUUCUUGCAAGAGAGACAAAAACAAGACAGUCUAGUCAGAACAAAUUGAAUGUGCACCUCCUCAAACUGAAUAUUUCAUAACUCAGACAGUGGUGACUGUCUGGGUGGUGACCGAGUACUCCGUUAAGUGCUGUAUUUGUGCCAUUCAUUGUCUAGAGUCAUAUUUCUUGGUUGUUAGAUGAUAUACUUUUCUUCAAAAAAUAUUUCUAAUGUCACUUUUGUACUUUUUUUAUAAAGUAUGUUUAGCUGUGGGGCUUUCAAUAAUUUGUGAAAUUUCUGUGUUUUUAAAAAAAUUCUAUAAUGUUAAUGGGGAAAUUCAGCAAUAAACUUUAUAUAAAA